This is a messenger RNA of Pyrenophora tritici-repentis Pt-1C-BFP, 717 nucleotides long. The record is from RefSeq and is a predicted model, not a curated record. NCBI's taxonomy places the organism in Eukaryota, Fungi, Ascomycota, Dothideomycetes, Pleosporales, Pleosporaceae.
AUGACAUUACACUCUAUAGCUGCACCCUGUUUUCCCCAGUGAAGCUGUCUCGUGUCGCUGUCGCCCGGCUUAGAUCCUAUCGCUGCGUCUACCGCCAUGUCCUCCUCACCUUCUGCUAAGCGCAGCCUGAAGCCCUCACCUAUUUCUGCAACCGUUCAGCCGAGCCAGCAGUACUCUGCGCCGCCAGAAUUACCUAGUUUGCAGCCAGCCGCCUCCUUCACCGCGGCAAACCCAGACUCGCACACUGGCACCCAGCAGCCACAGCCAUCACCUACGAGCCGAAAGCGCAAGUCUGUGACGCUCAGCCAGUCUCAAGAGCACAUGACUGCGACAUCAGAAGGCGCAGAGGCCCAAGCAAGCAGUGCUACAGCAGCUACAGCAACAGCAACAGCAACAGCACCGCCGCCGCCGCCGCCGCCGCCUGCCGAUGCCGAUACUGCGCAGGAGCCCAAGACUAAAAAGAGCCGGACGAAUACGCCUUGGACACCAGCCGAAGAGCUGAGAUUGAAACAAAUGAGAGAUGCUGGGAACAGUUGGAGCGAGAUUGCAAAGGACAUGCACUAUGCCGAGUUCGCCGAAGACGAAAAGAGUGCGGCGCUGCUUGCCGCUAUCAAAGAAUACGACGCCAACAAGUGGAAGGUCAUCGGACAAAAGGUUGGCAAACCGGCAAAAGCUUGUGAGCAGUACGCAAAGGAAAAUUUCGCUGGCAGGUAUUGA